GCGGAGUACAAUUGUUUACGGCAUACAGUACAAUACUAUCUCUGACCCGGUCUGGUUUUACUGGUCACUGGACCUUCUCAGCCUACACUUGCUCCUGGUAAUUAGGGUUGUUAAGGUAGUUGUUACUACCCUUACUCCAGGGAGUAAUAAUCAACCACUUGGGAGAGUGGGAGGGGGUUUCUUGGGCGUGUGAUACUUGGUUUCCGGAGGAGUUUGUUAAAAGAAGUUUCGGUAUGAGUUUGUUGCAUGGCGGUUUAGAUUAGUGCAACUGCGUCAGUCAUGGAGGGGAGAUGAGAAAGGUCGGAACUCCACCUUCCCAGACAGAUCCUUGCCUUCGAGCUCGUGUCUUUGGCGCAAGGACGCCAGGAAUCCACCGUGCGUCCGUGCGUGAUGCCUAAAGGAGGAUUCGUGUGGAGGGGUUCAUUCUGCGGGAAUGAAGAGGAUUGCAGUCGAGGGAUUCUUCUCUCGCCGCUGAAAUGCUGAUCGGUUUAUCUUACUCAGGUGAAGGUGGCAUGCACGGCGCGGCACGCCGGAAUGAGUUGUUCAAUUAACAAUUUCCACGCGGCUCACACUUCUUGACCUCAUCUUGUUACGUGAUCACCACCAAUGUGCAGAGUGCCUGACGGAAAGAUCGCCGGAGUUGGCCUGGUUCCCCGAAGAUGGCGAAGCACGGAAGGCGCCCUGUAAACAAGUAUGCAUUUGCCACCGCCGUGCUCUCGACUGCGACGCCCAUCUUCUUGGGCUACGACCUGGCCAUGGUGAGCAGCACGGCCGUGCUCGCGGACGCCGACCUGAGGCUCCUGGCGUGCGUCGUGGUGCUCUCCUCCCUCGUGGGCGCGCUUACCGCCAUGGUGGCGCAGUGCCUCAUCGGUGACCGCCGCACUGUCCUCCUGUCGGCCGUGGUGCUCUGCGUCGGCGCGCUCACCAGGGGGCUCGCCGCUGGCCCCGCGGCGUUCACGGUCGGUGUCUUCAUCAACGGCAUCGGCAUGGGCCAGGCGCUCAUGAUCGUCCCGGCGUACGUCGCCGAGCUCUGCCCCUCCUCGCUGCGCGGCGCCCUCACCUCCCACCCGGACGGCUUCGUGUACCUCGGCUGCAUCCUCGGUUCCCUCUGCUACUCCACGGGCUUCGUGAAGCUCCCGGCGCACCUCGCCUGGUGGCUGACCAUAGUCUCCGGAACGGCCGUUCCGGCCUCGCUCAGCUUCGCCGCCCUUCUCAUGCCGGAGUCACCCCGGUGGCUCGUGGCCAGGGACCAGAUGACCAAGGCCCGGCGCGUGCUCUCCAGGACGUCCGCGACGCAGGAGGAGGCAGAGCUCCGUUGGCUUGAGAUAAAAGCCGAGCACGGCACAGCACCGCGCGAUGGCAUCGAAGAGACGGUGGCGACGUCGGUGAGACGUAACCGGUGGAAGAAGGAGUGCGCGAUAUGGCGGGAGCUGCUGGCGAGGCCGACGGAGCCUCUCCCCCGCGCGGUCGUCAGCGCGCUGGUCGCCAAGGUCUUCGCGUCCGGCAUGGGGCGCAUGUCCCAGUACGUGCAGCGCGGCUUCCUCGACGUCGGCGUCUCGUCGGCCCGGCAGAUGCCGAGGGCGCUGCUGGCGUUCGGGAUCGCCGUGGUGAUGUCCUUCUCCGUGUCGCUGGUCCUGGUGGAGCUCGGCUUGCUGCUGGCGACGGCACUCGCAGGUAGCCGCGCGCCGUCCCACCUCCUGCCUCACCGCUGCGGCGGCCACGUCGGCAUGACCCGGCGGCAGGAGCAGCUGAAGCGGUCGAGGGGGCUGUCCGCGACCAUGCUGCUGUCGCUGAUAGCGCUGGUGUGGAUCGCGCCCGGGCCGGCGCAGUGGGCGGACGCGUCGUCGCCGUCAUCGUCCGGCAGCAGCCGGUGGCUGUGGGCGGCGGCGGCCAUGGUGAACAGGGCGUCGGUCUUGUGGAGCUUCGCGAGGGCGUACGGUGCCAGCUCCCUCCCCGUGCACGGGAGCUUGCUCGUUUGCCCCGCGGUCGGCGUGCUCGUGUGGUUCUUCUUUUGUGCGUGCCUUCUUGGCGCGAGGAGGAGGCGAGCCAGCUUCAUUCACGUACGGUCUUUCCCAAUAAGCACGUCCGCUGCUAGUCUAGCGAGCCUGGUCCACGGCUGAACGGGUGACGGCACCGGAGGCAAGUAGGAUGGGUUGCCGCCGGUCGUUGGCGGCACCAUGCUAGCGAUUCCAUUCUUGCAUUUCUCCUGUGCUAACGAGGACUGGAGUCUGGAGGGAGAGCAUGCAGUCGGUGUCUCGUGGAUGUCGCGGGGGGAUGGAAAAUGUUGGGAGCAAAGUUCCGAUCGGUCGUUAUCGCGUAAGCAUGAUAACGACGAUGGCAAUCUUCGUUGUCGGUGGGCAUUAAGAAACGGGAAAUUCUACUGCGUCUAGAUGUGCCUUGAUUUUA
This is a messenger RNA of Triticum aestivum (bread wheat), 2406 nucleotides long. Its product is annotated as putative polyol transporter 1. The record is from RefSeq and is a predicted model, not a curated record. The coding region runs from base 660 to 2120 and encodes 486 amino acids. Gene Ontology annotation, molecular function: carbohydrate transmembrane transporter activity. Gene Ontology annotation, biological process: transmembrane transport. Lineage: Eukaryota; Viridiplantae; Streptophyta; Magnoliopsida; Poales; Poaceae. Gene Ontology annotation, cellular component: membrane. The transcript has 3 exons.